AUGAAGUCCACUUCCAACAUGGAGCCGCCGGAGCUGGCCGUGUCGGAGCAAGACCGGGACCUGUUACGUGAGCUAGCGGAGACCCUCGCAGUGCACAACAUUCAGCAGUACAACACGCUGCUCAAAACCAAGGACGGGUUUGCUGACAACCAGUGCUGGAAAGAGCUGCGGCGCAAGGACAGCGUGCGUAUCUAUCGAGAGCGCACCCGUCACAACGGCUUACCGUCCACCCCGUCCCUGCUGCUGCUUGGGACGGUGGAUGGCACGCUGGACGACGUCAUGUACGGCACUGUAGCCACCACGGACGAGGCUAUCCGGAUCAAGUCCACGUGUAUCCAGGACGGGAUCAUUGACAGUAAAGUGCUGCAUGAGCUGGUGCGGCCGACGGUGGAAGACCCGUUCCACCACGUGAGCGUCAAGUGGCGCCUCUACAACAACCAGCGCGACUACGUGUCGCUGGACACCACGGGAAUCGCGUACACAGUCAAGCGCGAGCGCAUUGGGUACAACAUAUCGCACUCGGUGGCAUUUGCGCAGAUCCCCGGCAUGGAGGACACGCACGGCGUCGAGCGCGGCAACAUGUCUGUGUGCUCUCUCUACCUGCAGAAGACCCCCACGAUAGUGGAGUGCUACGUUCGCGGCUUCUUUGACUUCCACACCCAGAACGAGGUGGUAAACACCAUGUCACUCCAGGCCAUUGCGACGCAGUGGGCGUGCUUCACACGGAAACGUCGUUGUGCGCUGCUGAAGAAGUUGGUCUGGCGAAUGCGCAAGCGAUCGAACUGUACGGCGUCGUUGUCCAUUAAUAACGAUCGACUGUCGUUUAUCCAGCAGUCGUCAGCAUCUGUGCGGAACAAGUGUGCCUUGUGCUCGAGGAGAUUUGGCUUCCUGGGCACAAGCUGCAAAACCUGCAAGAGCUGUUUACGCCAAGUGUGUGCACGAUGCAGCUCGAAACAGCUCGUCUGUGUCGUGGCUCCCGACCAGCGCUCGGUGCUCGAGAAGAAGCGAAGCUUUUGCUCUACUUGUCUUACAGAGGCAGCCAACAGCGAUGCGCUGGAAGUGGCACGGGAGGAACUAGCCAGCUCAAAAGUGUACCAUGACAUGUGCGCGGCCAAAGGCAGGGAAAUGGCGCGAUCGUCUAGCGCUAGUUUUGUGCAGAGUGCAGUGUCCCGCCACAGCGGGAUCGAUAGUGAAGGUUGCAUCGGAAGGAAGUCGAUGUUCAUGUAG
Messenger RNA from Peronospora matthiolae, 1227 nucleotides. NCBI's taxonomy places the organism in Eukaryota, Oomycota, Peronosporomycetes, Peronosporales, Peronosporaceae. The record is from the annotation of a GenBank genome assembly.